UCGACGUUAUUCGCGCAAACAGCGAGCGAGGCAGCGCAGUCUCGCGGCGGCAAUCGAGUUUUUCCAAACACCUCUUUAUAAGUCCGAAGUCUUUCCCCUCCACCCGACCUGUUAAAACCACGCCUACGGAGGCACACAAUUGGUCCCGAAAGCGUCAAAGAGCCAAUCAACGGAGUCUGGCGUCUGGCAACGCGCGUCACAUCCACACGGCUCUGGAGCUCAUGGAAUUCAGAAGCACUGGUAAGAUCUCGGUGCUGGGAACUCGCCACCUCCGCGCGGGCCAAACGGACUUUCUCCAACGUUGGUGUGUGUGUGUAUUUGUGUUUUUGUUUUUGUUUUUUGUUUUCUUUUUAUAGGAAAUGUGUGUGCGCGUGAAGACAUGGGCUAUGUAAUAAACUAAUGGACUCGGGGAAAUUAAUUUGAGCCACCGGUGCGUCUGUGUGGAAGGAGUGAUCUAAAGGCAGCGAACGCGUUUCCAGCAGAAUGUAGAUUUUGAACACCAGCAACAUGAACGCAUAUUUAUAAAAAAAAAAAAAAAUCACUGUGACUCGCACUCUUUUGCUUUUGUUUUUGUGUGUAUUUGUUUCUUUUUCGUCUUGCUUAAGCGAGCUGUACACACGCACGACAGACAGCAUUUGAAGAUAAACUGUACAGCAACGCCGACGAGGACUUAAUGGAUAGCCUUCUCUUGUUCUCUGUUGCAGUCACUUUACUGGAAUCCAUCUAACGAAGAGCACCACGCUACUCGAACCUAGGCGGUGGAUGCUUAGGUUUUAUUUACAAAACUGGAUUUGUGCGGAUUUCUAAAAAACUGGAUAAAGAAUCGGACUCUGUAGCGCUGUUAGAAAACUCAAAGCAAGACACAACUUCUAGACUAUCAGAUAUUGCUAUAUGCAAUAUCUGGACUUUUGGAUGACCUUCCUGAUGAGAGAUCCAGUUAUCCAAGGCUCGAGUAUGGCAUACCACCCGUUUUUGCCUAACCGGGGUCCAGAGUUUGCCAUGAGUGCCAUGCUGGGCCACCAGCCGCCCUUCUUCCCCGCGUUGGCACUGCCACCGAACGGCUCGCUUUCGCUACCAGGAGCGCUCGGGAAGCCUAUUAUGGAACAGUUGAUGGGCACCGCGGAUUCGGGCCUGCAUUUCUCCUCUCUGGGGCAUCAGGCCGCCGCUGCUCAUCUUCGGCCUCUUAAAACACUCGAGCCGGAGGAGGAAGUGGAGGACGACCCAAAAGUUCAUCUCGAAGCGAAGGAACUUUGGGAGCUCUUUCACAAGUGCGGCACAGAAAUGGUUAUCACCAAAUCAGGAAGACGAAUGUUUCCUCCGUUUAAAGUAAGAUGCACUGGCCUGGACAAGAAAGCCAAAUAUAUUCUCUUGAUGGAUAUUGUAGCGGCUGACGACUGUAGGUAUAAAUUUCAUAAUUCGCGUUGGAUGGUGGCCGGUAAAGCUGACCCCGAAAUGCCAAAGCGCAUGUACAUUCACCCGGACAGCCCAGCAACUGGCGAGCAAUGGAUGUCCAAAGUCGUCAACUUUCACAAACUUAAACUGACCAACAAUAUCUCGGAUAAGCAUGGAUUUGCCUUGUUUUCAUUGCAGACAAUUUUAAACUCCAUGCACAAAUACCAGCCAAGAUUUCACAUUGUUCGGGCCAACGACAUUCUCAAACUCCCCUACAGCACGUUCAGAACUUACGUUUUCCCCGAGACUGAUUUUAUUGCUGUUACUGCGUACCAAAACGACAAGAUUACACAGCUGAAAAUCGACCACAAUCCAUUUGCUAAGGGUUUUCGAGAUACUGGAAAUGGAAGACGUGAAAAAAGAAAACAGCUGGCCUUACAAUCCUUACGAUCCUACGAGGAACCGCAGAAAAAAGAGAACGGCACGUCUGACGAUUCAUCCGGAGAACAGACUUCAUUUAAAUGUUUUCGUCCAGCUUCAUCUCCUGCAGUGGCCACCGUGGGUCGGCAGAGUCUUAAAGACUUCUGUGACAGCGACGAAGACAGUGACGAGGACGAAAGAGACGUAAACCCCAAAGAAGGACCAGACUCCAGCAAAAUCUCCACCACCACCACUGAAGACGCAAAGGAACGCGAGGGUGCUUUGAACAAACUCAACUCGUUUGGGGAAAGCGACUCUCGUUUGAGAGAGAGCAGGACUGAGAAAAGCCGUGCCGAUUCGCGACACAGCCCUGUAACGCUCAUUUCCAGCACCACGCGCUCGGGAGAAGAUCACAAAAGUCCCGCAGGAGAGCAGCCCAAACUGGACGAGUGCCGCUCCGUUAGCAAGGAGAGUUAUACGACACCAUUGACUGUUCAGACAGACGCCGGCGUGCAUCUGAACCAAAGCCACUUACACAAUUUCGGAUUUCCGCCCGGUUUGGCCGGGCAGCAGUUUUUCAAUCACUUGGGAAGCGCCCAUCCUUUCCUCUUGCAUCCCAGUCAGUUCAAUAUGGGAGGUGCGUUUUCCAAUAUGGCCGCCGGGAUGGGGCCAUUAUUGGCAGCCGUGUCCUCCGGAGGAGUGACCAGCAUGGACACGGCCAGUAUGGCGUCACCGUCGCAAAGUCUGACUGGAGCGCCGGGAGUGCCUUUUCAUCUGCAGCAACACGUCCUGGCAUCUCAGGGAUUGGCGAUGUCUCCUUUUGGAGGCCUUUUCCCAUAUCCCUAUACGUACAUGGCAGCAGCAGCUGCUGCCUCUUCCGCGGCAGCCACCUCCUCGGUUCAUCGCCACCCGUUCCUUAACGCCGUACGCCCGCGGCUCCGGUACAGCCCUUAUUCAUUACCGAGUGUCCCGGACAGCACUUUGCUCACAACCGCCAUUCCUCCCAUCGACCUCAAGGGGGACGUCAUGGCGUCUAGUCCGGUAUCUGCGACUCUGGACUCCACGUCUGAGGUGACCAGCCGCUCUUCGACCAUAUCAUCCGGCUCCGUGUCUCUUUCUCCCAAAACGGGCUCUGAAAAAGAUUCAAACAACGAGUUGCAGAGCAUUCAGCGCCUUGUGAGCGGACUCGAUUCAAAGCAGGACAGAGAGCGAAGCGUAUCUCCAUAAUAAUACAUAUUAUUAUUAUUAAUUAUUAUUAUUAAUAAUAAUAAUAACAAAACAUGAUCUGCAUUGGGAAUCAUUAAAGGACAUCGAUGAUAUGGAUCGUGUACGACGACGCCCUUCUAGCGAAAGCGGGUUUACAUAGGCUGCGGAUCUAUAAAUAAAGAAAAUGUUCGAUUUAAAAAAAUGCACUUUGGUAAAAGACAAAAUUAAAAAAAAAAAAAAUCUUAGUUGUGUUCUCGUCUUGUUAAAUUAAAACGAUAUCCUUUUUUUUCUCCUGAUGUUUGAAUAGAUUACCGUAGAAGUAUUGAAAAUGAACAGCUUGGCAAGGAAGAUGUCACAGGUCGAAUAAGCUGCUGCUGUCCUAUCUACGUUUUAUGUCAAGUUGCUGGAGGGUGUCAAUAGAGUAAUUUUAAUAUGCACUCUUAAUAGAUUCAUAGUUUAUUGGAUAUCUCUUUAUCUAAUAAAAACAAAAAGACUGCUGUGUUUUUUUUUUUACUUAGUUAUUAUAUAGUUUAUUAUUUUAAACCUGUCAUUACUGCCAGAUGAAAGCAGGCGUUCUGCAUGUCACGGUUUUUGUUUUGUUUUGUUGUUUUUUUAUUACCAAAUACACACCAACUACAUCCAGCGUGAAAUAUGACGAAGCAGUGCGUGCAAUAUUACUUAACGGGUUUACUUUCAUCUCAUGUGUAGACUCAUGUGCCCUAAGUCAUUGAGCAAACAUUGGGGGGAAAGAAACUGUAACCUAAAGUUCUGAAUUUGCAAUCACUCAAACAGCCACGUGUACAUAAAUACAUGGGUUAAACCCAAAAUUAAUCAAACCAUCUGAUAUUGUAAGCUACCCCGAGGUACACACACAAAAAAAAAAAAACAAUCCAGCGUUAAUAGGAAUUGGGGGAAUGGGGAAGCGAACUGACGGAUGCGGUUCUAAUGACUAUAAUGUAAAUAGUGACAUAUACUGUAGCUAUAAAGUAUUUAUGUAAUUAUUUCAUAUGAAUAUUGCGUGUAAAUAUGAUGGAGUUGGUUUCUUCCUAGGGGAUCUGUUAUUAAUUUAUUGUUGAUAUACUGUGUAAAAAAAUCGUUGGUGAGAUAUUCUCUUUGCUUAUGACAUUCACAAUGACGUCCCUCUCUGACUAUGGAUUGUAAUGAGCCCCGCAAAAUAUCUGCAGUGCUAGGUUCCUAGCAGACCCAUGUGCCAUUGUUCCAUACUGUUCUGUGUUAAAAGUGUUUCUGUUCAAACGCAUUAAAGGCGACAGCGCAUUGCGCCAGUGUCUUCAUACUGAUGAUAAAUUUCUUUCUUUCUUAUUUUUCCCCCUACAACAACAACAAAAAUAUCAUGGAAAAAUAUUCAACGUUUGUUGCCAGAAGUGUAAAGUAAGAUAUUUUUUGUAUAUAUUUGUUUUUUUGUUUGUUUGUUUUUUUAUUAUAAUUAUUUAAUUUUGAACAGUUUACAUCAGCAGUGUUUUCUUGAAAGUGUCAAUAAAGAAGUCAAAUCAAUGAAGAUUUACAUUUGGAUGAAGAAAGCUUAAAAGAUGUAGAUAAUUUCUUAAAGACUGUCAAAUGUUUGGUCACAUACAAAGAAAUAUAAAGUGCAGAAAAGGAGGCUAAAAUCAGUAUAUUUACUCAGUUUCUGUUGGCAGUAUACCGUAGUAUACAAAUAUUCUAGAUUAUACACUCUCGGAAAUAAAGGUUAUACUAAUCCUUGUCUCUGGCUUAGAACACAAUAUGGUGAACCUUUAGUAUUUUUUUGUUUUGUUUUGUUUUUAAGGUCCAACAAUGUACCCCCAAAUAAUUAAGUGUUUACUGUAAAAAUAUUCAAUCUAAAAGUUGAUGGUAAAAGCACA
This is a messenger RNA of Hemibagrus wyckioides, 4877 nucleotides long. It is a transcript of the gene tbx3a, whose product is annotated as T-box transcription factor 3a. Gene Ontology annotation, biological process: cardiac chamber development; regulation of transcription by RNA polymerase II; positive regulation of DNA-templated transcription. The transcript is spliced from 7 exons. Gene Ontology annotation, cellular component: nucleus. The coding region runs from base 892 to 3039 and encodes 715 amino acids. The record is from RefSeq and is a predicted model, not a curated record. Lineage: Eukaryota; Metazoa; Chordata; Actinopteri; Siluriformes; Bagridae. Gene Ontology annotation, molecular function: RNA polymerase II cis-regulatory region sequence-specific DNA binding; DNA-binding transcription factor activity, RNA polymerase II-specific.